Messenger RNA from Periophthalmus magnuspinnatus, 903 nucleotides. It is a transcript of the gene mc2r, whose product is annotated as melanocortin 2 receptor. Gene Ontology annotation, molecular function: melanocortin receptor activity. NCBI's taxonomy places the organism in Eukaryota, Metazoa, Chordata, Actinopteri, Gobiiformes, Gobiidae. The record is from RefSeq and is a predicted model, not a curated record. Gene Ontology annotation, cellular component: membrane. Gene Ontology annotation, biological process: G protein-coupled receptor signaling pathway. The transcript is spliced from 2 exons. The coding region runs from base 1 to 903 and encodes 300 amino acids.
AUGAAUACCACCUUACUAAACCAAACGGACUGCCCUGAAGUUAAAGUCCCAUGGCCUCUGUUCUUCAUCAUUGGAGUAGUUAGCUUAGCAGAAAACCUCCUGGUGGUGAUCGCAGUGAUCAGUAACAGGAACCUGCACUCCCCCAUGUACUGCUUUAUCUGCAGCCUGGCCGCCUUCAACACCAUGGCCUGUUUAAUAAAGAGCUGGGAGAAUCUGAUGAUCCUGUUAGCAGAUGCGGGACAUCUCCAGAAGACCGACCUGUCUGCAAAAAGACUGGAUGACCUCAUGGACUCACUGCUCCUCAUGUCCUUCAUGGGGUCCAUCUUCAGCUUCUUAGCCAUUGCUGUGGAUCGCUAUAUUACAAUUUUUCACGCUCUCCGGUACCACAACAUCAUGACCAUGCGGCGGACGGCGGCCAUCUUGGCACUGAUCUGGACAGUGUGUGGAGUGUCUGCGCUGCUGAUGAUUCACUUCUUUGAGUACUUCUUCAUCAUGAUAAGUUUUGUAGUCUUCUUUGUGGUUUCCCUCUCCAUUAUCUGUUUCCUGUACGUCUAUAUGUUCAUGCUAGCUCGAAUCCAUGCCCAGAAGAUUGCAUCCCUCCCGAGCGGUGCAACACGGUCUAAUAGUAGGCAGAGACGAUGGGGUAGAAGCAUAAGAGGGGUACUUACACUGACCAUCCUAUUUGGGGCAUUUUUGGUUUGCUGGUCUCCAUUUUUCCUCCAUCUAAUUAUAAUGAUGGUUUGCCCGUUCAACCCAUACUGUGAAUGUUAUAGGUCUUUGUUCCAGCUCCAUGUGGUUUUACUGAUGUCCCAUGCGCUCAUAGACCCCGCCAUCUACGCUUUUCGCUGUCCCGAACUCAGACGCACCUUCCGGAAGAUGCUGCUCUGCUCGCAACUGCUUUGA